This is a messenger RNA of Aedes albopictus (Asian tiger mosquito), 1477 nucleotides long. RefSeq lists its product as uncharacterized. The record is from RefSeq and is a predicted model, not a curated record. Lineage: Eukaryota; Metazoa; Arthropoda; Insecta; Diptera; Culicidae. The transcript has 5 exons. Bases 535 to 1431 code for a protein of 298 amino acids.
CUAAUGAUCUCCACCUCCAAUGAACCAUCUAAAACUCGAUUGCGCGUCCCAUCGUGAAAGAAGAAAAAAAAAUCCAAAUCAUCUGUGCUGUUCGCAAGGCUCGCAUUGCUCACAUUGAGAUCGACCGGAGAUAUGGUAAUAAAUUAGUGGAAUUGCGCGCCCCGUAGAUAGGCGGUUAAGAUUGUCGACUGUCGGUCGGCCGAUUGCAGCCAGCCAGCGCCAGCGCAGCGCAUUCCCGGGGUGUCAAAGUAAUGUAUGGCGAUGAUCGUUGCUACCUCAGCGCUGUGGUGGUGAUAGAUCUUACCGUAUGCGUGCUACAUAAAUCAGACUAUCGGUGUUGCACAGAUCGUCAAAUCCGGAUCAAAACAUCCCGCGUGUGCUCAUUCGGGUCGUUCAUUAGCACCUCCCGAUUUGGGGGAACGCAGUCAGGGAAAUUCGUUUCAACAUCUGUGGGCUUGGAUGCGCGAGUGGCCUCUAAUUAAAUUAGAGACAAUCCAACGGUCCCGUUAGCUCCCAAUUGUCUUUCACCGUUUGAUGGUGAAAUGGGAACGAUUUGCAGUUCGCUUCAAGAUACCGCCGAGAGAAGUUCUUCCUUACGUGAAAACAUCAUUACAGUUUAUCCGGAACGGAACUCCGUACAAAGCAAUGAAGACAUUAGGGAGAGUUUGGGUCAUCACGGUGAUGAUCGUGGCCAUGAUCGCCAGCGAUUCCACGGGAUUGAGUCAUAAUGAUACCGCCACCGAGAUGGUGUCCAGUGAGGCUGCAGAUCAUCAUCAACGAUCGAAACGGUCGCUAAUGUUCCCCUAUAAUGCUGCCCAGGGUAUAAUCGUGGCAAUCGCACUUCCGUUAGGCAUCCCGGAUAGGAACAUCUUCUUGUCGUACAAUUUCGAAGGCAAUUACAACAACCCGAUUCAGAGCAAUAUUUUCACCGAGGGGUUCUUCAACUUUAUCAUCGGAGACCUGGGAAUCCCACUGCAAUCGCCUGCCAUUUUCAUCAACCGUGCCCUGAAUGGUGAUUCGGAAGUGGUUGAAACACCAACUACGACCGAACAAAUCGAAGGUGAAACCGCACCACCGACCCAAUCGGACCGACACCCGGAAGACCUACUGAACGCCUUUGCCAACCGCUCCCCGAACUUUACCCGGAAGAAGGCUUACCGAGCGAUCGAACGGCAUCUGAAGAGAACCGGCCUUGAUGGGAAAAAGUGUCUACUGAGAGCUAUUUGUGAAGCGGCCGAAACUCCGCUGCUAGAGCACAACGGCAUCAUCGGUGAUGUUAUGCACAUUCUUCUGAGCCCGUCAUCUUCAGCGGACGAAGGUCUACCACCGGAGUUCUACAAGGCGGAGGAGCUCGGUGAGCAGGGACAAUGCCAAAAAUAUCGCAAGCGUUGCGAUAAGAAUGUGUUAGAUGAGAUAAGCUUCAUGAUGUGAGUUAUCCGACUAAAUAAAGAAAACAUGACAGGAUUUUAUUUUGACA